GCCAGUUUUGCCUAGCCAACAUCUCCCUCCACCAAUCACCAUGGCCUUUGACGGAACCUGGAAGGUUGAUAGAAAUGAAAACUAUGAGAAAUUUAUGGAAGUUAUGGGUGUAAAUAUAAUGAAACGGAAGCUGGGAGCACACGACAACCUGAAGAUCAUAAUCCAGCAAAAUGGAAACAACUUCACAGUAAAAGAAUCCAGUACAUUCCGUAAUAUUGAUAUCACGUUUACUCUUGCACAGCCCUUUGAGUAUUCUCUGGCUGAUGGAACAGAACUCAAUGGCUCAUGGUUCCUACAGGACAACCAGCUUCUUGGAACUUUCACCAGAAAAGAUAAUGGAAAAGUCCUGCAAACUACUAGACAAAUCAUUGGUGAUGAACUUGUUCAGACAUAUGUUUAUGAAGGUACAGAAGCUAAAAGGAUUUUCAAGAGAGGCUAAGUGUUAUUAUUGGGCAGAAGAAACAACCGCUGACACACUGGGGAUACAACAACUAAACACUAACAUUAACAAAUGUAUUGACAUGACAGGCCAUCUAUUGUAAAUAUUAUUGGUAAAGCAGUUUCAAAAUUCCCCUAGGAUUUUUGUAUUUUUCAUAUUAUUCAAUAAACGUGGUUCUUGAGA
Xenopus tropicalis (tropical clawed frog) is the source of this 622-nucleotide messenger RNA. RefSeq names its product fatty acid binding protein 2 (gene fabp2). The record is from RefSeq and is marked provisional. NCBI's taxonomy places the organism in Eukaryota, Metazoa, Chordata, Amphibia, Anura, Pipidae. Gene Ontology annotation, molecular function: fatty acid binding; lipid binding. Gene Ontology annotation, cellular component: cytoplasm.